CUCCAUGGACAGGGACUUUGCAUCUGCUCACCUCCCAGCUUUGGAAAGAAAAGAAGAAAAGUCUGUGUUGAUUUGCAUUUGGGAGAGCCUACCCCCUCCUAAAUUUCUGGGGGCAGAAAAAGUGAUUUGACCUUGGAUUGAUUAUAGAAGAAGGGACAGAAAGAGCCCAGAACAUUUCCCCAGAUGUUCCAGCUGUAACUUCUCCACUGUCCCCUUGAUGGAACCAUCAGAAAUGCCAUUGACUGGCUGGAUGUACAAGGAAGCGGAGAUGAGAAUUGGUACCCAGCCAGAUGAGGAGAGCAGGGGGUGGAGGCCCGGAGACAGGAGCACUGCCCCUGCACCCCUCCCCCCUGCCCUGUCCUUUCUCCUCCUCUUGCCACUGGCCAGUGCCCUACAGCCCACUUCACUGCCCUUUCCAGAGCUGAGGCUGGUGGGGGGUCCGAGCCGCUGCCGGGGGCGCUUGGAGGUCCUGCAUGGUGGCUCCUGGGGCAGCGUCUGUGACGAUGACUGGGACGUGGUGGACGCCAAUGUGGUGUGUCGUCAGCUGGGCUGUGGCCUGGCACUGCCCGUGCCGCGGCCCCUCGCCUUUGGCCAGGGCCGAGGCCCCAUCCUGCUGGACAACGUGGAGUGCCGUGGGCAGGAAGCUGCUCUAAGCGAGUGUGGCAGCCGAGGCUGGGGAGUCCACAACUGCUUUCACUACGAGGACGUGGCCGUCCUGUGCGAUGAGUUCUUGCCGACGCAGCCCCCAACGAGGAAAGUGUUAACCAGUAGGGUGCCCUCUACAACUCCCCCGAAUGGGAGAGGUGAGGGCAGCGUGCGCCUGGUGGGGGGUGCGGGCCCUUGUCAAGGCCGAGUGGAGAUCCUGCACAGCGGACUGUGGGGCACAGUGUGUGACGAUGACUGGGGACUGCCAGACGCCACCGUGGUCUGCCGCCAGCUGGGCUGCGGGGAAGCCCUGGCUGCCACCACUAACGCUUUCUUCGGCUAUGGCACGGGUCACAUCCUGCUGGACAACGUGCACUGUGAAGGUAGCGAGCCUCGCCUGGCAGCUUGCCUGAGCCUGGGCUGGGGCGUGCACAACUGCGGCCACCACGAGGAUGCAGGAGCACUCUGCGCAGUUCUAGGCCCCCCCACUCUCACAGCACUGCCACCCUCAGCCACGAGAGAGGACUGGGCCUGGCACACACAGCCAGAGGCUACAAGAGUUGGUGUCCUGCCUUCCAGGGAGACAGCACUGUUCACCACAGCCUCCUGGGCCGCAGGGAAGAAAAGCGGACGGCUGCGGCUGGUGGGUGGCCCAGGCCCGUGCCGCGGCCGCGUGGAGGUGAUGUACGCCGGGGGCUGGGGUACCGUGUGCGACGAUGACUGGGAUUUCGCGGAUGCGCGUGUGGCCUGCCGCGAGGCGGGCUGCGGGCCUGCGCUGGGCGCCACGGGCCUCGGCCACUUCGGUUACGGCCGCGGCCCAGUGCUGCUGGACAACGUGGGCUGCGCUGGCACGGAGGCCCGCCUAAGCGACUGCUUCCACCUGGGCUGGGGUCAGCACAACUGCGGUCACCACGAGGAUGCGGGCGCGCUCUGCUCAGGCCCAGAGGAGCUAGGACUGCAAGUCCAGCAGGAUGGUUCUGAGACCACCCGGGUGCCCACUCCUCGACCCAGGGACGGGCACCUACGUCUGGCCAAUGGAGCCCACCGAUGCGAGGGACGUGUAGAACUCUUCCUAGGGCAGCGGUGGGGCACUGUUUGUGAUGAUGCUUGGGACCUGCGGGCAGCUGGUGUCCUGUGCCGCCAGCUGGGCUGUGGCCAGGCUCUGGCAGCCCCUGGAGAGGCCCACUUUGGCCCAGGUCGAGGCCCUAUCCUCUUAGACAAUGUCAAGUGCCGUGGGGACGAGAGCGCCCUUUUGCUCUGCUCUCACAUCCGCUGGGAUGCCCACAACUGUGACCACAGUGAGGAUGCCAGUGUCCUGUGCCGGCCAUUGUGACCCAGCUUGCUCUGCAGACCACCUCUUCUGGGAGCCUACUGUGGCCUGCCCCUCUUCCUGCAGGAAGUCUUUCUCCUGUGACAACUGCAGUUCACUCAGCCCUUCCCUCCCUCCUGGGAGACAGCCUGCCCAGAUGGUAUGGUCCUGCAUUGGAA
Hipposideros armiger (great roundleaf bat) is the source of this 2133-nucleotide messenger RNA. It is a transcript of the gene SSC4D, whose product is annotated as scavenger receptor cysteine rich family member with 4 domains. Gene Ontology annotation, cellular component: membrane. The coding region runs from base 218 to 1978 and encodes 586 amino acids. The transcript is spliced from 11 exons. Lineage: Eukaryota; Metazoa; Chordata; Mammalia; Chiroptera; Hipposideridae. The record is from RefSeq and is a predicted model, not a curated record.